UUGGCAGGUCCCAUUGCACCCUGCGAUGUCAGAAUUCGGCGGGGCUAGUGCUCUUCAAUGGUAAGAGUGAAGUUUCUUAUCACCAGUUAACACUUCUCUUGAGGUUGUGCCGGAUUCGUGGGGCGCGAUUUCGUAAUGACACGUGCAAGAUGGACGAGUUUACUUGAGCGUCGUUGAUUUAUUUUGUGAUCAGUGCUCCACUUGAGUUUUGAAGACCUGGAAACGUAAUCGAGAAGACGGGGAAAGAGAAGAGAGAGAGAGAGAGAGAAAGAGAAAUCGAGCGAGUCAGAAAAAGAGCGAAUGGAGAUUUAACGUUGUUACUUUCGAAGAUGAGAGCACUGGACACAAUCAUGAACUCGACCUGCGCCUCUUGCACCCUCGAACCACCCCCCGAUAUCCUCCACAUACCACCGCCGCCGUUUCCGGCUAUCCUGCAGCAAGGCUCCGACUUUUACCCGAGCAGUGAUAUCCUGCCAUUCUUGCCGCAUCUAAAUGACAGCCCCUGCAAGCACUUCUGCGACCGGCGCUCCGAGGGUGUUCAGUAUAUUGAAAUGCCUCAGCAAGGAACUGUCUUUGAUGAUACGUGGCUCCUGAUCCUAAUAUCGUCAUGCGUCGGCGUCACCUUCAUCGGCAUUGUGCUGGCGACGUUGUUCUUGAAGUGCAAAUUCAAUAGGAGCGGUAAGAGCGGCGUGAUCUCGAUGCCGAACACGGCCUCCAGCAUGCAAACGAAAAACGGUAGGGUCCAAAACGAGGCGGUGCUGUACCCCUGCGCGACCGAUACUAUGCAGGACAGCCGGGUGAUGUGGGCCACCCUUACACCACGCGGCACCACCAGACACUAUCUGGAGGAGCACACGUACGAGACCAUCGGGGGUGGGCAAUUCCAAAAGCGUGCCUGUACGACCACACCAACCGAACAUGUAAAACUCAAGACUUACGCCGAUCCGCCAGCCAUUAGCCCGGUGCAAAAUCGGCCAAAGGACGACAAGGCCUUCGACAACACCGCGUUCGUGGAUUACGAGGAGCCCUUGUCCGUCAAGACCGAGUACUAUCAGCUCAACGACGUUCUGGAGCCGAACGAUUCCGGCAUCCUUACGAUUCAACGUGGCACCCUGCGCCCGCGCGUGAGUUCCCCGACGAGAAUCGAGCAUCCGAACCUACCCCCGUUGAACCUCCACCCUCACAAGCGCGCAUCUCGCAAGGGCUCCGGGCCGCAGCACACCUCGGACACGCUGCUGCGAAGCAGUAUCACAUCGUCCACUUAUAUUCCCACCAUAUAAACGUCCACUUUCCCCCGCCGUCUCUCUCGUGCUCUCCUCGUCACACAUCUCUUCGUCGACAAGCGAAGCUCAUCGUCGCCGCACCUUUCAUAUUUGACACACGCCUCAUUCGUAUCUAGUCAUUGUGAACACGCACCACCGACCGCGCUGUAAGUUCAAUUACACAGCAUGUAGAAUAGACCGCGCAGUGCUGAGACUUAUUGCAGAAGGGAUGAAGUCAGUAUUAGUAAGAGGGGCAAAAGAGUCCCAGUAAGCGAAAGAUCAUUGAUAGAACGAGUAAAUUGAGCAUUUUAAUAUUUCUCAAACAUUUUUGCAACCAUUUAUUUAAAGAGAUCAUAUCAUUCCGUGAUAUCUUUGAAAUAUUCUUAAAAUAUUCAGCGGAAACCUUCAAGAGAUACACAUCGAAUCAAUAUUUCAAGAUGUUGAUUUAAUAUGGACACCGCGAAAGCCUAAAAUAUCAAAUGUUGAUCUAAUGUUUUUUUGUUUACUGGGGGUAAUGUAUUUUCUUUGUCUAAUUAUCUAGUCAGUGGACAAACAAAGGAGGAAAAGCAAUUACAUGAAUCUUCUCUUUCGCUAGGGUAAGGCAACUAAUUGUUGAUCUCCUCUUUGGUCAUUGACACUCUAGAGAAACUUAAUUUUUCUUGCGACCAGCGACAGUUUUUCACAGUUUUAGUUAUGAAGUUCUCUUUUGGUAUCUCUCUUAUUCUCAACUCUCUUUUAUCGAGUUAAAAGUGCCUCUAAAAAUGGUUUAUAGAAGGCCAAUCAGAAGGCUUAUAAAGUUACUCUCUUAGAGGCUUUUAUCGAUAAAAGAGAGUUCAGAGUAAGGACCAUAGAGUGUAGGUAAGAAGUUUAAUCACAACGUUGGUCACAAGAAAGAUCAAAUUUUUCUCUGAAGUAUCAAUGACAGUGAAAUGACUAUAUUUCACUGUCUCUUUUGUUUCUCCUACAUGGCUCCCUCUUAAAAUGCUGUGUGAUAGAGAAAGCACUUGACUUGAUAUCUCUGUCCUUCAAACUUGUCAUCAGCCGUCGUGUAAGAAUGCGCGGAUCUAUUCUAUAAGUCCAUGGUUCAAUUAAAACAACGUAGUCGUGCGAUGUGUGUGAUUCUUUUUUAUCGAUUAAUAUAUGACGUGAUCGUGUAGACGUAGAUUGUGUAGACUCGAUUUCAGAGUAAACUAUGUAUGUAUAUGUUACAUUUGCAUCUUAUGAAAUAAAACAAUGCAUAGAAA
Odontomachus brunneus is the source of this 2506-nucleotide messenger RNA. RefSeq lists its product as uncharacterized. Lineage: Eukaryota; Metazoa; Arthropoda; Insecta; Hymenoptera; Formicidae. Bases 330 to 1280 code for a protein of 316 amino acids. The transcript is spliced from 6 exons. The record is from RefSeq and is a predicted model, not a curated record.